AACAAAACAGGAAGUGGACUUAUGUUUGGUGCAGACGAGGAUUCUUGUGUCAAUAAUGUCGUAGUUUCAGUUAAAAUAAUAAACAUGUAAUUAAAUCGAAACAGACAUGAAAAGAGGGGGAAAAUGCAGCCCACUCACGCCAUCGACAUCCUGGGUUGUUAACAAGCAACUAGCAUGAGCCUCUUUGUGGACAUUCUCGUCUGCAACACGACCGUGUCUGGAGUCUGCGGGAGGAAGUGUUACGAAUACGAUCAGUGCUCGAGCUCUGCCUAUUUUGUUUCCUUACAAGACGACACCUGGCUGUCCUACAAUACCAUCAAGAGUACUUACGUUAUUCUCUUUUAUCUGAUUGUCGCCCCUUUGAUUGGUGCGAUCCUCUUCUUCUGCUGGAAGGGUUACGAGGACGCCUGCGAACACUGCGACUCCAAGAGGAACAAGAAGGCGGACAUGUCCACACCCAACUACAAGCUCAAGUAUGAAUGUUGCAAGCGAAACGUGGCGCCCAUUUUAUUUCCAAUCCCUCCAGACUUUGACUUCAAACAUCACUGUGGUCAGAACUGUCUUGGUCCAAACAAAAUCCAGCAACCGCGUUAUAUCUAACCGAUGAGACCAAUACAGAAGUCCAGCUUACGCUGAUGUGUAGAGCAUUAUGUAAUAGUACAUAGUACAUUUUCUUUUGUUUCAAGUGCCCUCACAACUCUAUACUGCAUACAUAUGCUGUUAUUCUGUGAGUUAUAGAAUGUCGCGAGAACUGGCAUGUUUUGGCCUAUAUAAUUUAGUAUGGGGCAAUAUAAUUCAUCAUGGAGGUUAAUUAUUUUGACUAAUAUUUAGGUAUUAUUUAUAUAUACAUACAUGAUACCAUUAGAAAUAUAUCUAAAUUAAAAAAACUACUUUUACACUAAACAA
Molecule: messenger RNA, 906 nt
Organism: Biomphalaria glabrata
Lineage: Eukaryota; Metazoa; Mollusca; Gastropoda; Planorbidae
Exons: 3
Coding region: 175-600 (141 amino acids)
Source: RefSeq, a predicted model, not a curated record